Molecule: messenger RNA, 1215 nt
Organism: Aspergillus sclerotioniger CBS 115572
Lineage: Eukaryota; Fungi; Ascomycota; Eurotiomycetes; Eurotiales; Aspergillaceae
Product: SDR family NAD(P)-dependent oxidoreductase
Exons: 4
Coding region: 131-934 (267 amino acids)
Molecular function (GO): oxidoreductase activity, acting on the CH-OH group of donors, NAD or NADP as acceptor
Source: RefSeq, a predicted model, not a curated record
GGAAUACGAAUGCCGUGAGCAGUCCCCGAGACGAGGAGUGAGUGCCAAAGGGGUGGUAUUUCUAUCUUCCCCGCCCCUUUCCCUCACUCGCCCAUCAUCGAAUCCUCCCCUCCCUCAAUCAACACCCACCAUGCGCCUCCUCAACAAAGUUGCUCUUGUAACAGGCACCUCCUCGGGCAUCGGACGAGCCAUCGCCCUGCGCUAUGCCCGUGAAGGAGCCAAGGUUGCAUGUGCAGACAUCACCCCGACAGCCCGCUCCCCUGUUCCCAAUGAGCUGGACAUCACCACCCACGACGCUAUCACCAAACACGGAGGGAAGAGCUUCUUCGUCCAGACUGAUGUAGGCGAUGCCUCGCAGAUGGAGAACGCGGUGCUGCGGACUGCGAAGGAGUUUGGUCGUUUAGACAUAAUGGUCAACAACGCCGGCGUCUCCCUCGAAUCCCGCCACCCCGCUCGCAUCCACGAAACAACAAACGAACUAUAUGACACCACGAUGCGGAUUAACACGCGCUCGGUCUUUCUCGGCAGCAAGUACGCUAUCACGCAGAUGCUGAAGCAGGACCCGCACCCGUCGGGCGAUCGGGGAUGGAUUAUCAACCUGUCUUCGAUUCUGGGAAUCGUGGCUGCGACGGAGAACCCAUCCUACUGCGCCUCCAAAGGGGCCGUCAGUAAUCUCACUCGCCAGGUGGCGUUGGAUUAUGCGCGGGAUCGCAUCCAUGCCAAUGCAAUUUGCCCGGGCUACACCCAAACGGCCAUCUAUCAAGAGACCACGGCCUAUAUGCAUGCGGCGGAGGAUCUCCAACGACGACACCCGUUCAAUGGCCCUGGAUUGCCCGAUGACAUUGCCCGGGUGGCGGUGGUGUUGGCCAGUGAGGAUGCCAGCUGGAUGACGGGGGCGGUGGUUCCGGUUGAUGGGGGAUAUACUGCACGCUGAGGAGAGGGGGAAUGUCGGCGAACAUCUGGAUAUAACGAUUCUUGUGGGCUACAAUGAUGACAUCAGAUAGGACGAGGAAACUGCAGAAUAUCCAAGACCAGCCGAUCGGCGUGAAUAGGGCUGAGACAUGGAGUAGAUGGUGAGAUUACCCGAAUUGGCAGUCCAUGACAUUGAACGAACUAUCCGGAAGGGCUAGGCAGAAUGGCAAUUCAUUUACACAUUCAAUUUCCAAGUUGCCACUACGUGCUCGUCUUGGAUUGCAGCUGGCUUGACAUCUUCCG